AUGAAUGAGAAGAAAGUUCAACAAUUUCUUUCAAGAAGUGCUAGAAUAGGCAGAAGAAGAAGAAGAAUAAGAAGAAGAAGAAGAAGAAGAGGAAGAAGAGGACGAAGAAGAAGAAGAAAUCAGCAAUCUCUCCAUCUUCCAGAAGAAAUCAUCGAAGAAAUACUGUCGAGACUUGCGGUGAAAUCGCUGUUGAGAUUAAGGUGCGUUUCGAAAACAUGGCGGUCUUUAAUAGGCAGCAAACGCUUCAUCAAAGCCCAUCAUCAAAAUUCAAUGAAAAAUCCAUGUUUCCCCCAUCAAAGGUUCAUUAUACGGGAGAUGUCGAAUGAUAGGCUUGAGGAAUGUUCUCUGCAGUCGUUGCUGAGUGAACCACCUAUCAGUCGAUAUUCACUUGAUGAUGCGUUGGCGACAUUGCUGCCAUAUCAAAUUUUGGGAUGCUGUAAUGGGCUGUUUUGCGUUCUCAAGAAAUCAAGAAAACGUGCAACAAUAGUUUACUUGUGGAACCCAUCGACUCGGACCUCCAAGAAACUGCCAGAAAUUUCUAGUCCCGGCAAUGUUCGUAAUUACGGAUUCGGUUGGGUUGAAUCGAGUGAUGAGUACAAGGUGUUUGUUGUUGUGGAAAAUUUUCAUAUCUACAAUUCGAAACGGGUUGUUAAAGUUUAUAGUUCAAAGACAAAAUCAUGGAAAACAAUUGAGCUAUCCGGUUAUUUACGUCUAAGUUGGGGAGGCGGGGUGUUUGCAGGUGGGAAGCUUUACUGGAGGAAUAGUAUAAAUUUAUAUAAAGAAGAAAUUAAUUCCUUGGACUUGAAAAGUGAGGUGUUUGGAAGGAUUGAGCUUCCCUUUGAUCACGAGUUUUGCAGGAAAUGGUACUGGUUUGUGGGUGUGCUUGGUGGCUUACUUUGUGUGCUAUGUCAUAUUGAAUUUAAUAGCAAUGUCGUUCGAGUUUGGGUUAUGAAGGAGUCUUGGAAGAGAGUGGCGACUUUUGCUCAUCUUGUUGAGCUUCUUCAACCAGCACCAUUGCUGGUGGGUCGUAAGGGACAGAUUUUGCUCAAUUGUGGAUCCACUUUGUUGGUUUAUGAUUGCGGAGAUAAUGUGUUCCGUCGUCGUGAUGAGGUUUGUUACCAGUCACGUGUCUAUGUUGAAAGUUUAGUCUCGCCAGAAGAUUUAUGAAAGAUGGGAACAAAAUCUUAGAACAUGAUCAUGAGUGAUUUUGUAGCAUACUAUUUCUUCACAAUUAUAUAUUGUUUGAUUUGAUUAUACCUAAA
Molecule: messenger RNA, 1262 nt
Organism: Salvia miltiorrhiza (redroot sage)
Lineage: Eukaryota; Viridiplantae; Streptophyta; Magnoliopsida; Lamiales; Lamiaceae
Product: F-box/kelch-repeat protein At3g23880-like
Exons: 1
Coding region: 1-1167 (388 amino acids)
Molecular function (GO): protein binding
Source: RefSeq, a predicted model, not a curated record